AUUGCAGAUUUAACGAUAUCGCCCCCUGUCUGAGGAGGAAGGCAGUACAGUGGCUGUUUUAAAGUGGGGCAGCGGCACGGUUGUUAUGGAGAAGCUUUACCCCGACAUGGAGCCGCUCCUCGGGGCAGAACCGGGCCGAUUAAUGGGGGUAUGACUUCGCCCGGGCCUUACGCACAGCUUUUAAGAGAAACAGAUACUGAUCCCACACAGGGGAUUAUUCCACCACCAGAUAUACAAAUGUCCCAGCUUUGGGUCGUGUCCCAAAUCCAAAGCCUGAGCAUGGCCGUGCUUCAUUUUCACGCCGUAGACGAUCAGAUCAGCGUCCUGGAUCCAAAAACCCCUGAUCUCCUGAAGAACGCAGACCUGCUGUGAGAAUUGCUGCUGUGAAUUUUUUUUUUUUUUUCUCUCUUGAAGGAAAAAAUGGCAGAACGUCUUUGAACGUCUCUAGAGGAGCCAAGGAACAUAAGGAGAACAAGCAGGCCACGACAUUUGUCCUAUCCUACAAAAUCGCUAUAAGUAAUGGCAAAGGAGCAGGAACACGAGGAGCCUCGCGAGAUGUCCGAGAAGGUCAGAUCUUCGCUCUCAGAUCACAGUUUAUUCUUCUGAAGUUGAAGCGAAAGGGGCCGAAUGUCAUCAGGCUUCUGUUCAGUCGACACGUUUCUCUUCUUCACCUCGCGGUGGUUCCGUUCAUUUCAGCUUCAUUUCAGCGGCCACGUCCCAAAUCGCCAAAAAAAACCCAAAGGAGCGAAAUCUCAUUUGUGACUUGCACAACUGGAGCAGGACCACAAGGAUUUCUGGAAUCAGAAAUGAUCUCAAGAUACCUUCAUGUAAGAGCUGUGUGUGCGCGCGUGUGUGUGUGUGUGUGUGUGUGUGCGCGCUCACUACACAGAGUAUGACGUGAUGCCCCGUACGCAAUGGACUUGAAGUCAGAGCGCAAACAACGUUUAAAGUAUUGGCACCCGGAUUAAAACCAGAACCAUUUCAAAACCAAUCUGAGGGAACUUGAUGACGUUCUCCACGCUGCUUCCUUUUUUAUUUCAGGGUUUUGGUUCAUUUUCGGGAAAAUUUCCAGGACGUGGAUCACUGUGCACUUUUCAGAUUUCAAACUUCAGAACAUUUCCUGUAAAAGAAAAAAAAAUAUAUAUAUAUAAAUAUACAUUUUAUAUUUUUUCCAUCGUGUGGAUUUUUGGUUUACUUUCCCAGCAGAAGAAGGUCAGAAGAUUUCCGAACCGUCUCCGCUGUCGCGGGAACGACGAGGAGCGAUCUUUUAGAAAUCUUUCAUCCAGAAAUCGGAGCUUGUAGCGAGCGGAUUCUGGGAGAUAGUUUUUCCCGGGAAUGGCGGAGCACAGAGAGCUGCUGGCCGAGAUGACUAGCGUGAGCCGCCUCUCCACCACGGACCGCCUGAAGCACGCGCAGAAGCGCCGGGCGCAGCAGCUGAAGGGCUGGGCGCAGAUGGAGAAGGAGACGGCGCGCGCGGGGAAGAACAACGUCACGCGCAAGAAGAGUGACGCCGCGAAGAAGGGCAAGAAAGGUGGCGAGAAGAAGGUGAGGUUCCCCAGCAACAUCACGCUGCUGGAGGCCGCCGCCCGCAACGACCUCGACGAAGUGAGGGAGCUGCUCAAGCGUGGUGUUAGUCCAGACCUGUUUAAUGAAGACGGACUCACAGCUUUACACCAGUGCUGUAUUGAUGACUUUGUGGAAGUGGUGCGCUGUCUGCUGGAGUCCGGUGCGAACGUGAACGCGUGCGACAGUGAACUCUGGACUCCGCUGCACGCUGCCGCCACCUGCGGACACACGGGCCUCGUCCAGAUCCUCGUCAAGGCUGGAGCGGAUCUGCUGGCGGUGAACGCAGACGGGAACAUGCCGUAUGACCUGUGUGAGGACGAAGCCACACUCGAGCUCAUUGAGGUCGCAAUGUCCGAGCAGGGCAUCACUCAGGAGCAGAUAGACGAGUGCCGCGCUGCCAAGGAGAGAGUGAUGCUGACCGACGUCCAAGCACUGAUCGACCGAGGAGACAACCUGAAUGCCAAGGACCAACAUGGGGCCACUCUGUUACACGUAGCGGCAGCUAAUGGCUACUUGUCAGUUGGAGAGGUGCUGCUGGAGCGCAGAGCGAAGGUGGAUGAGACUGAUGCAGACGGAUGGACACCCCUACAUGCUGCCUCCUGCUGGGGACAGAUGCAAAUGGUGGAGCUUUUAGUGGCUCACGGUGCGGAUCUAAAUGCAAAGUCUCUGCUGGAUGAAAGUCCUCUGGAUGUGUGUAUGGACGAGGAGGUGAGGGCGAAGCUCCUGGAGCUGAAACACAAACAUGAUGCCAUCAUGAAGAACCAGGACAAGCACAAGGGCUCACUGCAGAGACGAGCAUCCAGCGCCAGCAGCCGGGGUAAGGUGGUGAGGAGGACGAGCGUGAACGAGCGCAGUAGCCUGUACAGGAGAGAGCACCAUAAGGAGGCCAUGGUGUGGCAGGACAGGGGAAGACAGGACGGACAGACGGAGGACGAGGACGAGGACAGACAGACAGACGCCGAACUCAAACACAUGACUGCGCCCCCUAGCAGACCGGAGGAUUUGCUUAAUCCGGAUAACGACGGGGGAUUAGAAAAUGGUGAGCGCGACUCUAUCGUGGGAAACGGCAGCACCUUGAUGCCCUCUCCGUCCCUGGUUCCCGUAGAGCCACGCGGCGGUGGACGUUCCUACCAGCUGACUCCUCCCGCGGGGGCAAACGCCGACCCCGGGGACACGGACAGCAUGACGCGGGACAAAUCGCACCAGACGCUAGCGGAGCUGAAACGACAGAGGGCUGCCGCGAAGCUUCAGAAACGGCAGGCUCCGGCUCCGCCCCUGCUUCCUCCCACACAGGAAGAGGCGGGGCCUCCCGAGCAAUCGGCGCAGCCGGUGUACUUCACACCGGCAAGCGGAGAUCCACCGCUUCUCAAGCUGAAGGCACCAGAGGAAGAAGAGCCGGCCAAUCAGAAAGAGCCGUGCUGCGGACUUAUGUAGGGAGCUCUCACGCAUGUGCACACACACACACACACACACACACACACACACACACACACACACACACACACACACACACACUCUGUUGGUUCUCUCCAAAUGCAAUUGGAACUAUCUAAGCUGCAGACUCAUACAGGGAACACACACACACACACACACACACACACACACACACACACACUGCUUCACUGGAAAGCACAGAGGGCAAAAAAGAAAGUGUUCCAGCAAUAAACAAUGCGUUUUUUUUUUGUUUUUGUUUUUUUUGUCUUCGACACUCCAGCGGGCCGUCACUGUAAGAUAAUUACACUUCCUGUCCUCAUUAUCAUGACUUCCUGUCGGAGGAGAGAGACGCCCAAGCUCGAGCACUUUAUUACUUGACCUUCCAUGAACAUUCCCUCAACACGUGCGUUUGAGUCGUCGUUAUUAAUUCUCAGUCUUAAUGGCUCCCUGGUGCUCCUCAAGGGGGCGCUAUUUUAUUAUUAUUAUUAUUAUUAUUAUUAUUAUUAUUAUUAUUAUUAUUAUUAAAUGGUGAACGUGUGUAGGGUGUAAAGAGCCAAAUCCAAAUUGGUUCCCUCGGGUCCAUAUAUCGCAGGAGGAAGGGUGCAGACUCCAGUGUUGUAUUUCAUCUAUUGCACUUAAAUAAUGAUUUAAAAAUCAAAUCCUCACGUUUUGUUAGAUUUUUUUUCUAUUUAGCGGAGGAUGAAAUAAUAAAGAUUUGAGAAAUAAGCUGAAAGAUUUACGAUCCAAAUAUUUUUGUAAAUGAUAUUUUUUUAGAAGCUGCAUUUUUCCCACUCGGGGAAACGCCGGCCGACUUCCCGAAGUCACUUUUUGGCCACAGAAGCGACUUUUCCAGCGUGUAAACACGGAUUAUUGGUGUUUGUAAGAAGGAUUUUCUGCUUGUUAUUGUGCUGAUUAUCACGUUUACGUAUCAUGUGAUCUUUGCCAUUGCGAAUAAAUUUCCUGCCACACAAUAAAAAAAUAUAUAUACAUUUUA
This is a messenger RNA of Silurus meridionalis, 3994 nucleotides long. It is a transcript of the gene ppp1r16a, whose product is annotated as protein phosphatase 1, regulatory subunit 16A. Gene Ontology annotation, cellular component: cytoplasm. The record is from RefSeq and is a predicted model, not a curated record. Bases 1336 to 3000 code for a protein of 554 amino acids. The transcript has 12 exons. Gene Ontology annotation, molecular function: enzyme inhibitor activity; phosphatase regulator activity; protein binding. NCBI's taxonomy places the organism in Eukaryota, Metazoa, Chordata, Actinopteri, Siluriformes, Siluridae.